AGAGUAUAAAUUUUGAUCGUAAACAGAUACUUAUAACAUUCAAGAAUGAAGUUUGGUAAGGAAUUCAAAAGGGAAAUGGUCCCAGAGUGGAUAGAAGCUUAUGUGGACUACACUGGACUCAAACAAAUAUUACAGGAGAUCCGCCGUUUCAAGGAAAGCAAUCAGCCUCCAACGCCUGCAACAUCUUUAGAUCAGAGGUUGGCAUUGUAUCGCAACUUUAGUGGUCUAAAUCUACAAGGCAGUGUUCAGAAUACUAGUGAUAUUGAGAACCAGGUGAUAGCAGUAAACACUGUGCCACACGAAAACUACAGAAAAUUUUACAAAACCAAGUUCCUGGCAUCUCCUGAAGGAGCAGAAAAUGAAAUUAGCUUCUUUGACAAACUAGACCAUGAAUUCAACAAAGUUAAUACCUUCUAUAAGGACAAGGUGGAUGAAGUCAUGAGGGAAGUAACUUUACUGAAUAAACAGAUGGAUGCUUUGAUCGCGUUACGUAUCAAGGUAAUGGAUCCGGGUUUCAAUGCAUUUCCUUCCCUUCAAAGUCUUUCCUUGGACAUUAACAAUUCAACACCUUCGAGGAUCACAUCUCCUCUCAGAAUGACGGUUGUAGAUACAGAUGAUAUGCCUGUCAGUCCAAGUUUUGACCCCACUUAUGGAAGACAGGUUUCUAUGACUAAUGCUUCAUAUCCAAAGCUUCCCAUCAACCGCAAUUCUUUAAGAGAGAACAGAGAUACUGAUUCACAAAAAACAGAUCCUCUUGAAAUCCUAGAUCAUGUUAAGAUUGUUAAUACAUUUGAAAGUCCCAUAUCAACUAUAAGAGGUGUCUUGAGCGAAUCCAAGGAGAAUGAUUUGAGUUAUAAGAAAGAGGAACUAAAGAAGGUUGAACAUAGGCUGAAGCUUAUUUUCAUUGAGUUCUAUCAAAAACUUCGCCAUCUAAAACACUUCAGCUAUAUGAACCUGUCUGCAUUCUCCAAGAUCCUCAAAAAGUACGAAAAGAUUACAUCUAGAAAAGCAGCAAGAUCAUACUUGAAAAUGGUGGAUAACUCUUACCUUGGGAGCUCUGAGGAGGUUACCAGUCUUCUGGACAGGGUGGAGACCACCUUCAUCAAGCAUUUUUCGCAGUCGAACCGCAGAGAAGGCAUGAAGAUAUUGCGGCCAAAGCAUAAAAGAGAAAAACAUCGUAUAACAUUCAUGUCAGGCUUCUUUUCUGGUUGCUCAAUUGCUCUACUAGUUGCUGUAAUUCUAUUAAGAGAUGACAGAAAGUUGAUAGAUAAAGAUGAAGGCACCUCUUAUUUGGACAAGAUAGUUCCACUUUACAAUUUUUAUGCAUACAUUGUGUUGCAUAUGCUUUUAUAUGCUGCAAACAUAUAUUUCUGGAGGCACUACAAAAUCAACUAUGCAUUUAUCUUUGGUUUCAAGCAAGGGACCGAGUUAAGCUUUAGGGAAGUCUUUCUUCUUAGCAAUGGUCUAGCAAUGCUCGUCCUUGCCGCUCUCCUGAUGCAUCUGCACAUGAAUUCAAGAGCUGAAGUAUAUGGUACACAUAUUGAAUAUGUUCCUCUGGGAUUGAUAAUGGUACUUCUUUUCAUUACUUUCUGCCCGUUUAACAUCAUUUAUCGCUCAAGUCGUUGGUUCCUUAUAAGAUGCGUCUUCCGCUGUAUCUGUGCUCCUCUUUACAAGGUUACUCUUCCAGAUUUCUUUCUAGCAGACCAGCUGACUAGCCAGGUUGAAGCAAUAAGGAGUUUGGAGUAUUACAUUUGCUAUUAUACUUGGAUUAAACCUUCGCAUGGACAUAAUACGUGCCAAAGUCACAAUGUCUAUAACAUAUUUUACUUCAUUCUAGCAAUCAUACCAUAUUGGUUUCGGUUUUUUCAGUGUGUCCGUCGACUGUUUGAAGAAAAGGAUCAAGCACAGGCAUACAAUGGCUUGAGAUACUUUUUGACAAUUCUGGCAGUCGUUAUUAAAACAGCUUAUGUACUGAGAAAGAGUUUGACUUGGGAGGUGUUGGUUAUACUGAGCUCACUUAUCACAACUCUUUUCAACACAUACUGGGAUAUAGUUGUCGAUUGGGGGCUGUUGAGAAGGAAGUCCAAGAACAAGUUCUUGCGGGAUAAGCUCAUACUGCACCAUAAAAGUGUAUACUUCACAGCCAUGGUCUUGGAUGUUUUGCUCAGAUUUGCCUGGCUACAACUGGUAUUAAGAUUCAACGUGCACUCUUUGCGAGGAAGUACUGUCUCAAGCAUAUUUGCUUGCUUAGAAGUGAUUCGACGUGGCAUGUGGAAUUUUUUCAGGUUGGAAAAUGAGCACCUGAACAAUGUGGGGAAAUACCGGGCAUUCAAGUCAGUACCACUUCCUUUCGCGUACCAUGAAGAGGAUGAUCACAAAGAAGAAUAAAUAUGAACAUUUAUCUAUCCCCAUUACCUUAUCAGAGUGCUAGCAACUGCCAAACUUUAGCAAACAGCAAAUGUCAUUCAUCAUGAAGAGUUCACAUGUCAAAUGUUGUCUGAUAUACAACAUUUGCUAUCUAAGCUCAGGAAGUUGUUACAUUUAUGGGCUUAAAGGCAGACGCCAAGAGUAGAACGCGUGUGAAAGAGCUUAAUUUUCACACAC
This is a messenger RNA of Solanum verrucosum, 2604 nucleotides long. Its product is annotated as phosphate transporter PHO1 homolog 10-like. Gene Ontology annotation, biological process: phosphate ion transport; cellular response to phosphate starvation. The record is from RefSeq and is a predicted model, not a curated record. The coding region runs from base 46 to 2388 and encodes 780 amino acids. Gene Ontology annotation, molecular function: inositol hexakisphosphate binding. Gene Ontology annotation, cellular component: cytoplasm; trans-Golgi network; Golgi apparatus. NCBI's taxonomy places the organism in Eukaryota, Viridiplantae, Streptophyta, Magnoliopsida, Solanales, Solanaceae. The transcript is spliced from 13 exons.